This is a messenger RNA of Orcinus orca (killer whale), 13418 nucleotides long. It is a transcript of the gene HIVEP2, whose product is annotated as HIVEP zinc finger 2. NCBI's taxonomy places the organism in Eukaryota, Metazoa, Chordata, Mammalia, Artiodactyla, Delphinidae. The transcript has 11 exons. The record is from RefSeq and is a predicted model, not a curated record. Gene Ontology annotation, cellular component: nucleus. Bases 4464 to 11786 code for a protein of 2440 amino acids. Gene Ontology annotation, molecular function: RNA polymerase II cis-regulatory region sequence-specific DNA binding; DNA-binding transcription factor activity, RNA polymerase II-specific. Gene Ontology annotation, biological process: regulation of transcription by RNA polymerase II.
UGGGCCCAUGAGCCAUGGCCGCUGAGCCUGCGCGUCCGGAGCCUGUGCUCCGCAACGGGAGAGGCCACAGCAGUGAGAGGCCCGCGUACCGCAAAAAAACAAACAAACAAAAAAGGGUAAACAAAAUCAUCAAAACAGUAGUUAGGUUGGUUUUAAUACAUCACAGAGAAGGAGGAGUCAUUCCAAUUGUGUGCUUAUGACAUAUCAGCAUACUCUUACCCUGGGUCAAUAGAUAUGAUAACCACAGUUUGCUCAUGGUUGCUGAACUGAUAAAUUAUGGUGUGGGAUGUGAAAUUGAACCAAUUCAAUUAGGAAGGCUCAGAAUGAAGUUUGAGGCAAGUUAGGAUUGACAGAUGAGAACAAAUGAAUAAUAAACUAUUUUACAGACUAUUAUAGGUUCGCUUUUACAUUUUUAAUAUCUUCAGUAUUGGUAAAGAUGUUCUUGCAUGUGGGACUUUUUCUUUUGAGGGGUAAAAAAGGGCAAUUUAUCUUCUUUGAUCACAUGAUCAAUUUCAUUGAGCUGCUUUAUUUUCACUCAGAAAGGGGAUAGGAACUAAUAUCCAUAAUGUGUUACUGUUUAGACCUAAGUACGCUAAAGGGAAAUUUGUCAGUUCUGAUAGUGUUUGGAAUGGAGUAUGACAUUCAUCUCUGAUUCUGCACCUACUGUAUUUUCUCAUAGGUUUUAUUUUUUCAUUUCAAGUUUGCUGUCCCAUUGCUCAUGCUGAACAACAGACUUACAGAAUCAUAUCUAAUAUAUUAUUGAAGGAAAGUAUAUGUGACACUGCAACCUUUUGACUCUCAUAUUGUUUUCAAAUGUUAUUUACUAAGUUUUCCAUGAAAUGAUUUUUAAGGAGAAUCAAAGGGAUUCUCUGGCAUAAAAAGGAUUGAUAAAUCAUAUUUGGGAAUGAUGUUAUAAUGAUUUCCAUUAUAACAAAUGGAAAACAAAACAAAUGGAAAACAAAAGAACAUGUGUCUUCAAACUCAUCUACUUCCUACUCAUCUAUUUCCUACUUCCUCAUUUGGAGGUUCUUGUCAAAUACACUAGUUGAAAUCCAGGCAGGGCGAAUUGAUAUUGUAAGUCUUAAAAGUACAAGAAGCUCAUGUUUUGUAUUGAUACAAGCUCUUGUAUUUAUAUUUAGUCUUCAGUGAGUGAGCUUGUACAUCUUGCUCAGUUUUUGUCUCUGUCCUCAUUCCCCAAUGCCAGGCCGCCAUUCUGUCUCCUUAUAAUAUAACAAAAUGACCAAUCAGUGUUAGGACACUUUGAGUGAAAGAGAUGCUCAGAGACUCAUUUAAGCAGCAAAUUGUCACAGAGAUGUGGUUUAGUUUUGGCUAUUGUUUACUUUAUUUUGGUGGAAUAAUCAGCAAGAAAAGAAGAGAGGAGUGAAAUAGAUGCAAGAGAGGAAUAUUGUGGACUUUAAGAAGGCAUUGUUGGUUGAUAACACUUUCUUGAAAAACGAGCCCCAAAGUGUACCCCCAUAGUGGCGAUUUAUUUUGUUUUGUUCUCUUAAUUGAUAUCGGAUAGUCAGAAUCAGUAUGGGAAUAAAAGGGAAUCACUUGAGUCAUCUGCCCGAGUAGGGAGACUCCAUAUAAGUGAAGUCUCUGAGUCUAGAUACUCUAUACAAAGGAAGCACUAUGUUUUAUUUCAGAAUUUCUUGAAUUUACUCUUGACAAGAAUGCCCCCAAGCCUGUAAAUUAUUAUCAUUGUUGUUACCAAGUGGCAUAGAUGAGAGACUGAACUUAGUAAAUAAUCAUUUAAAUUAUAUAUUCAAUCAACAGCAAGGGCAGAUCUAUUAAAAGUGUUUUCUGGGGCUUCCCUGGUGGCACAGUGUUGAGAAUCUGCCUGCCAAUGCAGGGGACACGGGUUUGAGCCCUGGUCUGGGAAGAUCCCACAUGCCGCGGAGCAACUAGGCCCGUGAGCCACAAUUACUGAGCCUGAGCGUCUGGAGCCUGUGCUCCGCAACAAGAGAGGCCGCGAUAGUGCGAGGCCCGUGCACCGCAAUGAAGAGUGGCCCCCACUUGCCGCAACUAGAGAAAGCCCUCGCACAGAAACAAAGACCCAACACGGCCAUAAAUAAAAUAAAUAAAUAAAAUUAAAAAAAAAAAGAAUGAUCCAUGCUUUAAAAAAAAAAAAAAAGUGUUUUCUGACCUGAAAAAAUAUUAUAUUUUCACAUCAUUGUUUGCAUUGCCUUCAAAGGAUGAUUACAGCAUUUGUUCAGGGUAUAGUUUUUAUGGGUCAACAGCCCAAAGUCUUAAAUCUUGUGCCUGGGUAGAUGCUGUGUUGUACAGUAGUAAUUCUGUAAAUUAUUUACAAUAAAGGGGAAAACACUGGAGAAAAGAUGUAUCUGUGUACUGCUCCCAGUUUUACAACAAGGGAAUACUGUUAAAGUUCCAAAGUAGCUUCAGUAGUUCAGUAGUUGAGCUAUUCCAUCCCCCUCCCCCCUCUCCAACAUCCUGUUUCAUCACAAAUAUUUAUCAUUAUAUUCAUUGGUUCUCCACCCGCCUUGUGGGCUGUUGUGCUUGCUGUCACCCGGCCAAGAGGCUGGGGAAUGCCUAUCCACAAACAGCAUGGGGUGUCUGGCUAGGGUGCUCACCAGGUCCUGUAACUGGCUAACACUGAAUUGUCGUCACUGUUGUGCCAUUGAAAUCCAUGUAGAGUCAGCCUAUUUAAAUAAUUACCAGAAUCACCAAUAGCAGGCAUGUUGCUGCUAGUCAUAGUGAAAAUAUACAUACUAUUUGUGGUGAGAAAAAAACUGAAGUCUACAGCAUUUGGAGAUGUCAUUCUGAUGUGUUAUGGAAGCAUUAAAAUUAAAGAAAAAGAAAAAUGACUAUUUCAACAAAAUUACUGCCUAAAAACACUAGUCUGUUUGACUGCUUGGUUAACAGUUUAAAAGACUUGUCUGGUUUUCCUGAAAAGUCCAUUUAGUAUUAACUGGCUACUCACUUUUAAAAUAUUAAAUGUAAACUAACACAAAAUACAAUACGAUAGACAAUAACAUACAUAGCAUACCGCGGCAUACCCUGCUUGUUUCAGAAGGGAUGGAUUUUUUUGAAGAGUAUUGGCCAGGAAUUUUGUAGACUGGAGUUAUGGGUUUUGGGGAAGAAGACCAGAGAAGGUGCCCUUCUCAUUGCAUUAUAUUAUGGGAUGUGUCCUGUCAACAUAACUGAUCACUGUGAUAUUAACCUUGAUCACUUGGUUAAGGUAGAGUCUGCUAGGGUUUCCACUGUAAAGUUACUACUUUUCUCUUUCCAUGUUCUGUUCAUUGGAAGUCAGCCCACACUUAAAGGGAGAAUAAUUAAGCUUUACCCCUUGUAGGGAGGGAGUAUCUACAUGAUUUAUUUAUUUUGGUAUGGACUCAUAAAUAUUUAUUCUUUUAUUCUUUCGGUUAUCAUCCAGUGCUAAUCACUCUUUAUUUUGUUGCUCAUAAGCUUAUUUUAAACUUUUUAAAUUGUAUUUUGCUUAGCCAUCUGGUAUUCUGUGUAGCUUGGUGCCUCACGCAUCACCCGUCUUUUUGGCCUGUCCCACCUCCACGUGUUUAUGUUCUUUCUUCAAACCAAGAGAUUUGGUUUUGCAGCUUUGGUUAGCACUUAAGGUCAUUUUCAUAGUCAAGUCUUAAUGUAUGCACUGUGGGAGGAGAAGUCAUAACACAAAACUUCUUGUCAGCAGAUUGGCGAACUUACCUGAGAAACUGAGACUCAAGAUUGUGAGAAUGUGUGACUAGGACCGAAAGCAGAUUUCCAGUGUGGUGAGGCAGGCAACAAAAACAAGUUGAAGGCAAGGAGGAGUAGACUCAACUGCUUUCAUCAGCUUAUAAAAUUGUUUUAGGUGGAGUCUUUGAAUUUUUUAAAAGACGAUGGUAAUCAGAUCUACUUGAAAAAUUAAGUGAAUUGAUUUGCUUGGAACACUCUUUUACCAGUUCUUUAACAUUUAACCACUGGAUUCCCAGAAGUUGUGCAUGAGUUCCUGUGGAGAGAGUUGGCAUCGUGGAUAGCAAAGACGGUUAUGAUGCAGUUUUUUGAUACGAGGAUAACAGGAAGCGUCAAGACAAUCAUGCCCAUGAGAACUCUAAACCAUUCAGACCAUUUUAUCUUAGUGAAACUGGCAACUGAACUUUGCUCUAGUUGAUGGGCAAAAUUUCUCCUAGAAUAUUCAUCACCCCAAGUUCACCCUAGUUGAAAAUAUUCAAAUGCCGUAAGAGAUCUUUAUAGAUUUGCACUUAGCUUUUGGAUGGACAUUUCUACAAUGGAGAGAACUGUGUUAUAGCCCUGGUCCAAGGACAUUACCAUCUAAUGCCCAUAGACUACGGUGUGGGUGUGGAAGGUUCCAAAGAGAAGGAACACUCAGCAAGUUUGCAGACACCCUGGAACAUGGAAGCAAGCAAGCUUUGAAAGGCGCAGCUUUGAAGACACUCCAUGAGUCUGCACGGCUUUCAAGCGAACUAGCACUUGAGACCUUGUGUAACAAAAUGGACACUGGGGACACAGCUCUAGGACAAAAAGCUACCUCAAGGUCUGGAGAAACUGAUAAAGCAUCAGGUAGAUGGAGACAGGAACAAUCAGCUGUUAUUAAGAUGAGCACUUUUGGCAGUCAAGAAGGACAGCAGCAACCACAAAUAGAUCCUGAGCAUAUCGGAAACACAGCAUCAGCACAACUCUUUGGUUCUGGGAAACUGGCCUCACCUGGCGAAGUGGCACAGCAAGUCACAGAGAAGCAAUACCCACCGCACCGUCUGAGUCCUUAUUCAUGCCAACAUUCCCUCUCUUUUCCUCAGCACUCAUUGCCACAGGGGGUCAUGCACAGCAACAAGCCACAUCAGAGCCUUGAAGGCCCUCCGUGGCUUUUCCCUGGCCCUUUGCCAUCUGUUGCCUCCGAGGACUUAUUUUCCUUUCCUAUACACGGCCACAGUGGUGGUUAUCCUAGAAAAAAGAUUUCAAGUCUGAACCCUGCUUAUAGCCAAUACUCCCAGAAAAGUAUCGAACAGUCGGAAGAUGCUCACAAAAAAGAGCACAAACCCAAAAAGCCCGGCAAGUACAUUUGCCCUUACUGCAGCAGGGCAUGUGCCAAACCCAGCGUAUUGAAAAAACACAUCAGGUCCCAUACUGGUGAGCGGCCAUAUCCAUGUAUACCUUGUGGUUUCUCUUUCAAGACAAAGAGCAAUUUGUACAAGCACAGGAAGUCACAUGCCCAUGCAAUUAAGGCAGGAUUAGUCCCUUUCACAGAGUCAGCUGUAUCUAAAUUGGACCUAGAGGCCGGUUUUAUUGACGUAGAAGCAGAAAUACAUUCAGACGGUGAACAGAGUACAGACACAGAUGAGGAGAGUUCUUUGUUUGUGGAGGCUUCUGACAAAAUGAGUCCCGGCCCACCCAUGCCGCUGGAUAUCGCCAGCAGAGGUGUCUAUCAUGGGUCACUGGAAGAAUCACUGGGAGGUCCGAUGAAGGUGCCGAUUUUGAUUAUCCCCAAAAGCGGGAUUCCUUUACCUAAUGAAAGCUCUCAGUAUAUUGGCACUGAUAUGCUACCAAAUCCGUCUUUAAAUACUAAGGCUGAUGACUCUCACACAGUUAAACAGAAACUUGCACUAAGACUGUCAGAGAAAAAAGGACAAGAUUCUGAGCCAUCUCUAAACCUUCUGAGCCCGCACAGUAAAGGAAGCACUGACUCUGGUUACUUUUCCCGCUCAGAAAGUGCAGAGCAGCAGAUAAGCCCUCCAAACACAAAUGCAAAGUCUUAUGAAGAAAUCAUCUUUGGAAAAUACUGUCGGCUUAGUCCGAGAAAUACACUCAGUGUUACAACCACAAGUCAGGAGCGCGCCACGAUGGGUAGGAAGGGCACCAUGGACUCAUUACCUCACGUUAACACCAGGUUAGAUGUCAAGAUGUUUGAAGAUCCUGUUUCACAGCUGAUCCCAAGCAAGGGAGAGAUCGACCCCAGUCAGACAAGCAUGCUGAAAUCCACUAAAUUCAACAGCGAGUCAAGACAGUCCCAGACUAUUCCAUCAUCUAUCAGGAAUGAAGGAAAACUUUAUCCGGCCAGUUUCCAAGGCAGCAGCCCAGUUCUCCUAGAAGCUCCUGUUGACUCUUCACCCCUUAUUAGAAGCAACUCAAUGCCAACUUCUUCAGCAACGAAUUUAAGUCUUCCUCCUUCUUUGAGAGGAAGUCACUCAUUUGAUGAACGGAUGACUGGUUCUGAUGAUGUGUUCUAUCCAGGGACUGUAGGAAUACCCCCUCAGCGCAUGUUAAGAAGACAAGCGGCUUUUGAGCUGCCUUCGGUACAGGAGGGGCACGUGGAAGCAGAACACCAUGGCAGGAUGUCAAAGAGCAUCACGGGUCCAUCCUUGAAGGAAAAGAAAUUGAUUCCUGGGGACAGGGUUGGGUAUGACUAUGAUGUCUGUCGGAAACCCUAUAAGAAGUGGGAGGAUUCUGAGACACCGAAGCAGAGCUACAGGGAUGUUUCCUGCAUCAGCCCCUUGAAACACGGCGGAGAGUAUUUCAUGGAUCCCUCGGUGCCAUUGCAGGGAGUGCCAACCAUGUUUGGAACUACUUGUGAAAAUCGAAAACGCCGGAAAGAGAAGAGUGUAGGGGACGAGGAGGACACCCCGAUGAUCUGCAGUAGCGUCGUCAGCACGCCCCUGGGCAUCGCGACUUCAGAUUUCGAGCCCAAAUUGCAGAUGCAGGAAGGAGCCAGGAGUGGAUUCGGCCUGGCUGGACAGGAAAACCCUUCUCAUGGUCACUCGGAGCGCUUUGACCCGAGUCGACCCCCACUGCAAUCUGGAAGUCCAUCGCUUGGGUCAGAGGAGUCACCCGCAGCUGCUGAUUCAGACAAGCCGUCAGACGGAGGGGGCAGGAAGCCUCCCGGCAAUGUGAUCUCUGUGAUUCAGCACACGAACUCGCUGAGCCGCCCCAAUUCAUUUGAGAGGUCCGAGUCCGCUGAACUCGCCGCUAGCGCCCAGGAGAAAGCCUCGUCACCUUCCGAGACCUGUGACAGUGAGAUCUCAGAAGCCCCGGUGAGCCCAGAGUGGGCUCCGCCCGGGGAGACCACGGAAGGCGGGGGGAAGCCAUCCCCUUCGCAGCAGGUCGCGCAGCCGCCCUACCACGCGCAGCCCCGCCUCGUGCGUCAGCACAACAUCCAGGUCCCCGAGAUCCGCGUGACCGAGGAGCCUGACAAGCCAGAGAAGGAGAAGGAGGCCCAGAGUAAAGAGGCAGAAAAGCCGGUGGAGGAAUUUCAGUGGCCCCAGAGAAGUGAGACCCUCUCCCAGCUCCCGGCCGAGAAGCUGCCGCCCAAAAAGAAGCGUUUGCGGCUCGCGGACAUGGAGCACUCCUCCGGGGAAUCCAGCUUUGAAUCCACAGGCACCGGCCUCUCCCGCAGCCCCAGUCAGGAAAGUAACUUGUCGCACAGCUCCAGUUUCUCCAUGUCUUUCGAAAGAGAAGAAACCAUGAAGCUUGCGGCACCUCCCAAGCCGGAUGAGUUUGGGAAGCACUCAGAGUUUUUGACGGUCCCUGCUGGUUCGUACUCGUUGUCCGUCCCCGGCCACCACCACCAAAAGGAGAUGCGACGCUGCUCGUCCGAGCAGAUGCCUUGUCCCCACCCAACGGAAGUCCCAGAAAUUCGGAGCAAAUCAUUCGAUUAUGGGAAUCUGUCCCAUGCUCCGGUGGCAGGGGCGUCGGCAUCCGCGUUGUCCCCAUCCCGGGAGAGAAAGAAGUGCUUUCUGGUGCGGCAGGCUUCCUUCAGUGGCUCUCCCGAGAUCGCCCAGGGGGAGGCCGCCGCGGAUCUGAGCGUAAAGCAGGAACAGCUAGAACAUCUGCACGGCAGCCUCAGGGCCACGUGGCACCACGCCCCGUGCUCUGUGCUUCCUGCCCUUCAGGCAGAGGACCCAGGGAAGCAGGUGGUGGGUCCUUGUGCCCAGCUGAGCUCAGGACCACUCCACCUGGCCCAGCAACAGAUCAUGCACCUGGAUAGUCAGGAGUCUCUGAGAAGUCCCUUCAUACAGCCGACAUCCUGUAUUCCAAGCAAGCACUUGACUGAACAGCCACAUUUAUUUCCACAUCAAGAGACUCUUCCGUUCUCUCCAAUCCAGAACACCUUGCUUCAGUUCCAAUAUCCUGCCGUCUGUAUGGUUCAUUUCCCAACUCAGCAGCCCCCCUGGUGGCAGGCACACUUCCCCCAUCCCCUGGCUCCGCACGCUCCAAAGAGCUAUGGAAAGCCUUCUUUCCAGGCAGAAGUUCACCCCAGCUACCCCUUGGAGCCCGUGGCGGAGCACACUGGAAAGAAAUCUGCUGAUUAUGCGCACACGAAAGAGCAAACCUACCCGGGUUAUUCAGGAACAUCAGGGCUACACUCCAAGAACCUUCUUCCAAAGUUUCCGUCAGGGGAGAGCACCAAGUCAACAGAUACUCCCUCCGAGCAGGUUCUUCAAGAAGAGUUCACCUCAGCAAACGCUGGGCCUUUACAGUCCUUACCAGGAACAGUGGUUCCUGUUAGGAUCCAGACCCACGUACCGUCCUAUGGGAGUGUCAUGUACACAAGCAUUUCUCAGAUGCUUGGGCAGAACAGCCCUGCCAUUGUCAUAUGCAAAGUCGACGAGAAUGUGACCCAAAGAACACUGGUAACCAACCCGGCCAUGCAAGGGAUAGGAUUUAACAUUGCCCAGGUGUUGGGGCAGCACGCAGGCUUGGAAAAGUGCCCCAUCUGGAAAGUACCUCAGACCAUACCCCUUGGCUUGGAAUCCUCGAUCCCCUUAUGUUUACCUUCCACCUCUGACAGCGUCGCCACCCUGGGAGGCAGCAAGCGGAUGCUUUCUCCAGCCAGCAGCUUGGAACUCUUCAUGGAAACAAAGCAGCAGAAAAGGGUCAAGGAAGAAAAGAUGUAUGGACAGAUCGUGGAGGAGCUCAGCGCCGUGGAGCUGACCAACUCAGACAUCAAAAAGGAUCUCUCCCGCCCACAGAAGCCCCAGCUGGUUCGACAGGGCUGUGCUUCUGAGCCAAAGGAUGGCUUGCCAUCAGCGUCAUCGUCCUUCUCCUCGCUGUCCCCCUCCUCAUCUCAAGACCACCCGUCCGCCAGCGUGCCCUUGAGGGAGCCCUUCCCUCCAAGCUCCAGGGCACCCGCUCUGGGGCAGAAGUCCAGUGGGCCUUCUGAAAGCAAAGAGUCCUCAGAUGAGUUAGACAUUGAUGAGACGGCGUCUGAUAUGAGCAUGAGCCCGCAGACUUCCUCAUUGCCACCCGGGGACAGUCAGCUGGAAGAGCAAGGGAAGGGCCAGAAGCUGCCUGCCGGCGUGCUGGUCCCCAGAGCGUCCGACCCAAGCGGGAAAGUGGCAAAUUCGACUCUUCUUUUCACGGACGUGGUAGAUUUCCAGCAGAUUCUGCAGUUCCCCAGUCUGCGGACAACAACGACUGUUAGUUGGUGCUUCUUGAAUUAUACAAAACCCAAUUACGUGCAACAGGCCACCUUCAAAUCCUCGGUAUAUGCUUCAUGGUGCAUUAGUUCCUGUAACCCAAACCCAUCAGGAUUGAACACCAAGACCACGCUGGCUCUUCUGAGGUCCAAGCAAAAAAUCACCGCAGAAAUUUAUACCCUGGCCGCUAUGCACAGGCCUGGAGCCGGCAAGCUUACGUCAUCAAGUGCUUGGAAGCAGUUUGCUCAGAUGAAACCUGAUGCGACCUUUUUAUUUGGCAGCAAGCUAGAAAGGAAACUAAUGGGAAAUAUCUUAAAGGAAAGAGGGAAAGGAGAUAUUCAUGGAGAUAAGGAUAUUGGAUCCAAGCAAGCUGAGCCGAUUCGAAUUAAAAUCUUUGAAGGAGGGUAUAAGUCAAAUGAAGAUUAUGUAUAUGUCAGAGGACGUGGACGUGGAAAGUACAUUUGUGAAGAAUGUGGAAUUCGCUGUAAGAAACCGAGCAUGCUCAAAAAGCAUAUUCGCACUCAUACUGAUGUCCGGCCUUAUGUAUGCAAGUUGUGUAAUUUUGCCUUCAAAACAAAAGGAAACCUAACGAAGCAUAUGAAAUCUAAAGCACACAUGAAGAAAUGCCUGGAGUUGGGGGUCUCAAUGACAUCAGUGGAUGAUACCGAAACCGAGGAAGCAGAAACGAUGGAAGAUUUGCACAAAGCGGCUGAGAAGCAUAGCAUGUCCAGCAUUUCAACUGAUCAUCAGUUCUCAGAUGCUGAAGAAUCGGAUGGUGAGGAUGGAGAUGAUAAUGAUGAUGAUGAUGAAGAUGAUGAUGACUUUGAUGACCAAGGAGAUUUGACACCAAAAACAAGAUCAAGAAGCACCAGUCCCCAGCCUCCUAGAUUCUCCUCCUUACCUGUGAAUGUUGGCGCCGUGCCCCAUGGGGUUCCUUCUGAUAGCUCCCUGGGGCAUUCUUCAUUGAUCAGCUAUUUGGUUACUUUGCCAAGUAUUCAGGUUACUCAGCUUAUGACACCAAGUGACUCAUGUGAAGAUACUCCAAUGACAGAAUACCAGAGAUUAUUCCAGAGCAAAAGUACAGACUCGGAACCAGACAAAGACAGGUUAGACAUCCCUAGUUGUAUGGAUGAAGAAUGCAUGCUGUCUUCAGAGCCGAGUUCCUCCCCAAGGGACUUCUCACCCUCCAGCCACCAUUCCUCACCAGGAUAUGAUUCUUCACCCUGUCGAGAUAAUUCACCAAAGAGGUAUCUGAUACCCAAAGGAGAUUUGUCGCCCAGAAGACAUUUAUCACCUAGGAGAGAUGUAUCGCCCAUGAGACAUCUUUCACCAAGAAAGGAAGCUGCCUUGAGAAGAGAGAUAUCACAAGGAGAUGUUUCACCAAGAAGGCAUCUGUCCCCAAGGAGGCCAGUGUCACCUGGGAAAGAGAUCACGGCCAGAAGAGACCUCUCUCCCAGAAGAGAGAGAAGAUACAUGACCACUAUAAGAGCACCAUCUCCCAGAAGGGCUUUAUACCACAACCCACCGUUGUCCAUGGGACAGUAUUUGCAAGCAGAGCCAAUUGUAUUGGGGCCUCCUAAUUUAAGAAGAGGAUUACCUCAGGUUCCUUACUUCAGUCUCUAUGGAGACCAAGAAGGUGCUUAUGAACAUCCAGGCUCCAGCCUUUUCCCUGAGGGUCCUAAUGACUAUGUCUUCAGUCAUCUUCCACUCCACUCUCAGCAGCAAGUGCGAGCUCCUAUCCCCAUGGUGCCAGUUGGUGGGAUCCAAAUGGUUCACUCCAUGCCGCCGGCCCUUUCCGGUUUACACCCUCCACCCACAUUGCCUCUGCCAAUGGAGGGCUCUGAGGAGAAGAGAGGAGCUUCAGGGGACUCCUUCGCCAAGGAUCCCUAUGUGGUUCCUAAGCAGCACGAGAAGCGAUCUCCUCACGCUCUGCAGUCAUCUGGUCCACCUAGCACACCCUCCUCUCCUCGGCUACUGAUGAAACAGAGCACUUCAGAAGACAGCCUGAAUGCAACAGAGCGGGAACAGGAGGAAAACAUACAGACUUGCACAAAAGCCAUCGCCUCCCUCCGGAUUGCCACAGAAGAGGCCGCUCUGCUGGGGGCAGACCAGCCAGCUCGGGGGCAGGCGCCCCAUCAGAAACCCUUGGAAAGUGCACAUGUUAGCAUUAGACACUUUAGUGGACCUGAGCCAGGUCAGCCCUGUACCUCAGCUACCCACCCUGACUUGCAUGAUGGUGAAAAGGACAAUUUUGGUACAUCACAGACUGCAUUCGCUCACUCCACGUUUUACAGCAAGAGUUGUCUGGAUGACAAACAGUCGGGCUUUCAAGGCAGCAAAGAAUUACCCUCAAGCACAGAGGAAGGCAAGGAACCUUUGUCGGAAAAGAGUCAACUACAUUGAUCUAAGAUGCAUGGAGACUUUCAUUUCCACAUUUUCCCCUUUGUUUUUGUUUUUCUAGAAAUAGAGGUAAUCAAGUUUAUAGCAUGCCUGUCCUAAGUUACAGUAGUUUGCUAUUAUAUAUACUUUUGUUAUAUCAGAAGAAUUAGGUAAAUUAACAAGUCAUCAUGAGCCUGACCAAAACAAAAUUUGAAAUUAACCUAUUGGGUCUGGUACUUUUAAAAUUGUACAGAUGUUUGUGCCUUUUCUUUACUUUGCUUAUAUUCUUAUAAGCAUUUUUUAGCAGUAAUUUGUACAUAUUUUAGAAUUUGUGUAUCUGCUUUGUAAUAAAUGUAAUUUCUUUCCUUUUUUGGACACUUGGAUCUAAAUGAUGUAAAGCAAAACAGCAUCAAUAUAUAUGUGAGGUUGCACUAAAACAUAUUUUUAUAUGAUUAAAACUGAACAGCUUUUAUGUACAGCUCUGAUUCUGUAAUACUAAUAUUUAUUUACUUUGUUUCAUAAAUUGUACAUUUUUUCUUAAUGUUGUGGAUUGCUUUUCUAUGUGAAGCAUGGGAUUUACUGUUGCGUAACUAGAACAAAAAUGUAUAUUGUAAACAAGAUAUUUAAACUAGAGUAUCUUAUUCUGCACUUAUGCAUUAGUUUAAAAAAAAGAUAAAGGAUGUAUCAGUCAGUUCUUAACUCUUGUAAAUUUUUUUGUCUCUUGUUUGCUGGAUUGACUAUAACUUAAGUGCUGAUUGUGAUUUUAAACUGAUAGUACCGUAAAGCAUUAAAGUAAACAAUGUGCUAUUGUGAGUUUUUUCAAAGCUUUAUAAAUCAGUUAUAAAUAAUAUUAAAAGUAUUUGGUCUUAUGUGAACAUGUUGAUCUAUAUACUCAUCUAAAUAUAUGGGAAAACAUUCCACCCCAUGUAAAUAUGUACAAGUGCAUCACUGGUACAAUUUUAUGUAACUCAGUUGGACACUAGGUUGCCACAGACCUAUGCUAGGGUGUCUUUAAAAAUUAAAGUGACAAAGCACAUGGGACUGUGUUGAGCUUGGUUAUCGGCCGGCCCGGUGGCUUGGCAGGCAGUGCUGUGCGCUGCCCAUGGAGAAGACCUGGGCUUAGCAAUCUCCUUGGUUCUUGCUGCACGAGAUGGUGACUGGAACUAAGGCUACUACAGAGGGGUCGCGCUUGGACUGAGGGGUGGGUGUGGAAGUGGGGAAGGGCACGGAGACCUGGUCCCCAGCCCUUCCUGUCAGCCAGUCUGCACGGUAACAGGGUUGGCAUCAGCUCUAGGGGAAGCCACUUGACCCUACUGCAGAGGGGAAGAGUGUCACACUCCUGGCUAUCUCAGGGGGAACGGGAAAGGAGCUUUCCAGGGAAAAGAACUUGUGGGAGGAUAAUGUCUUUUGUAGAUAACAUUUAGAAUGGGUUUUUGUUAGCGUGGACAGUGGGCAGAGCCUUUGUAGGUUCAGAAGAAUGGAAGGAAGGGAAGGGGUACAACACAUGCACACACACACACACACACACACACACACACAAUCUGGGUUAUCUUUGUGCUAUAUAGUGGAUUAUAAUUCUGUGAAACCAAGUUUGUAUAUUGAAUUACAUUAAGGAGUGUUCUUUAAAAAGAGAAAUAAAUAUACGAUUACAUGCUU